Messenger RNA from Fulvia fulva, 2832 nucleotides. Its product is annotated as Spindle pole body protein ppc89. The record is from RefSeq and is a predicted model, not a curated record. The coding region runs from base 1 to 2832 and encodes 943 amino acids. Gene Ontology annotation, molecular function: microtubule binding. Lineage: Eukaryota; Fungi; Ascomycota; Dothideomycetes; Mycosphaerellales; Mycosphaerellaceae. The transcript has a single exon.
AUGGCCGCUUCGCGAUCGCGUUUCGCGAACGCCAACCGCGCCAGUUCGCCCAACGACGAUGUUUACCAGACGGCCACCCAGACCAGCUUCCAGGACGUGAUCCAGUCGACGCCUCAGCAACAGGACUUCUCCCUGCAGGACGAUGCCUUUCCGCGGCCAUACGAUCAGCAAAGCGGUGAUAGCAGCACCGACAUGUUGAUAGAGAUGGGUCGAGGCACGAAGCGCGCGCAGGACUACGACAUGUCUUCCAACGCGAUUUUCAGCUUUGGCAACGACAACAGUCAGUACGAGGUCACGGGCACACCACCUGUCCGCCCCAAUCAUGCUCUGCGGAAACAAGCAUCCGUCAGAAGUGCCAAGCAGCGCGCUGUAUCCGAGAAAAUGCCUACUCGAAGGGAAGAUGCGGCCCGGGAGAACACACAGCGCUCUGGGACACUUAGAGUGCGCAGCUCCCGCUUUACAGCUGCACAGCAUGUAUCGGCAGCUUAUACCGCAGUACCGACACGAUACACAGCUGAAGGAGGCCUGCAGAUGGGGGAUCAGCCGACGCCGCGCCGUACAGCAAGUGCAGCUGCCCACAUCGAGUCAGCAGCGUACACGACCAGUCAGUCGUUCAUGCUACCAGACAUGGCAGAUAUGACCGCUAUGAUUGCGGGUGGGACGCCGGUGUUCAGAAAACCUGCGGCAUCACGCUCGCGGUUCACAUUCAAUGCUCCCAAGCAGCCCGCUCAGCUGCAUCAUCCCAUAGAUGGCGCUGCCAUACCGAAUGAUGAGAAGUAUAUCUUCGCGUCUAUUGGUCUUCUGCAGGAAAAGGUUGCGUCGCUGGAGUCAGAGAACAGCGAAGCGAGAAAGAGAGCAGAGGAAUAUGAAGCUGAGAUUCUCGAGCUCCGAAGUCAACUGCAAGCAGCCAGACGUCGUCCUGGCAGCGCUCUUGGCUCUGAAGACGAUUCAAUUCAGCAUGGAGGCUCGCACACCGACAUCGCCAGAUUAGAAGCAAGAAUCAAGGCCUUACAGGCGCAAGUGGACAAGGCCGAACGAAAGACCAGCAUUGCCGAGAUCACCAAGAGUCGUGUGACUAAGGAGCGCGAUGUGAUCAUGGCGCAAAUUACCACCGCAUAUGUGAACAACGAGGAGCUUGCCAGUGAGAACGAUGCGUUGAGAGAGAGCCAGGAAGAAUUCCAGAACGAGGUAGAUGAGCUUAAGAAUCAAGUCGUGUCGCUUGCCAGCGAGAAUAACGAUUUGCGCGCUAAGCUGGGAGCUCACAAAACCUCGCGGGCAAACGAAAGCGCUCGAUCAAUACGGGACAACCAAGCAGGGUCUGGAGAUGAUGGACCCAUGAGGACGGAAGAGAGCAGGCGAGAUUCGCUGUCUGCUUCGCGUGCUGUUAAGCAUAGUAGGGAAUCAUCAACAGGCAUUGCCCAAAACAAGCAAGAUCCUACCACAGCCGAGCAGCGGGGAACUGCUGCAUCAAACCAAGAUGACUCCUUCGUGCGCGAUAUUGCCACGGCGAUAGCGCGAGAGACUCAGAAGAUACGACAGCAAGCUUCUAUCAAGUUGCAAGAUCCACGCGAGGCUCGUAGUGAGAGUCGUGGUCCGAGAGGUCUGCAUUCUCGAUCCCUAUCACGAACCCGCAGAGACACUGCACCGGAGACGCACCAUUCAUCCAAGCGUCAUGUCUCAGCACCAGCAGGGAUGGAAGUGGAUGAUGCUGUGACUGCCACGGAAGUUGACCUGACUCGAAAGUCUCGACGUUCUUCGUUCGGUAGGGCAGCUGAUGGUGGUGUAUCAACUGAGGAAGACUUGACCAUUCUCAGCGAUCUGGACGAUGAUGCGAUGGCAGCCCUGCGUAGGAAGCUGGAGGAAGAAAGACGUACCGGCCGACUGCACAAAAAGCCCUUGUAUCAGAGCUUGAAGGACAACGACACCACCAGAUCUUUGACGCGACAAAGCAUGCCGCGGAAGUCGUCGUUGAAAGAUCUCACCGGAAGAGCAGAGCGUCUUACUCUCGGGGACGGCACCGUGGACGAUUUCCUCAGAGCUGCAAAGACAGUACGAGUCCAGUCGCCACAUUCGUCGUUCAACGACGUGCAAGCCGGCCAGCAGGACACAGAUGUGGGCGAUGAAUCAAUCCUCAGCAAUACCAGCCGCCGUCGAAGAAGGUCAUCCGGUGCCGAGGGCAUGACUUCAGCCUUCAUCAUUCCAGACAUCACUAUGAACGUCAAUCAGCCUUUGCUAGCAACGCUCAGCAAGCCCUCUUGCAUCAACCAUGAUGCCAUCAAUUGCACCGUCUGCCCAGAUUCUGCCAAGACUAGCACAAUACCGCAGCCAAUCCCGGUCACAGACCGAGACAUCGAUGUUACGGACGCCACACUCCGCCCAGCUCAAGCACCGGCCGACGCUUUAGCAAUGGUGAUCAAGAACCUGAGCGAUGAGGUGGCUCACCUCAGAGUCCAGCGCGAGGUCCACAGCCAGCAAUACAACCAGCACGACCCUGCUAUCUCGAAGCGACGGCGACACAGCCUCAAGGCCAAGAUUGAGGCACUUACGUCCCAAAUUGAGACCCGCAGCGACCAGAUUUAUGCCCUAUACGAUGUUCUCGAGGGACAGAAGCAGGCAGGGCAGCUCAAGACUGAGACUAAGUCAGUGGAGAUGACCCAGCAGGAUGUGGAGGACACCCUUACAAGCAUUGGGCUCGAUCCAGCUGAACUGUCAGGUCAUGUGGGCAGGAAGGCGCCUGCAGGUUUCGACGGCAUUGACGAUGUUAGUGAUGAGAGUGAAUUGCCGUGGGAAGGACUGAGUGAUGUUGAGAGUGAGAUCGGGCAAGGACGAUAG